AUGACGCACAUCGUCAGAUCAUCUACCGUAUGGCUGGUGCUACUGGUAGUGGUCGCCAUCGCAGCCGGUCCCGUGCCGCUCCAAUCCCCUGCCAAUGCACCCACACCAUCCGAGAGUGAAGUUCGCCAAUCGCUGGAAACGAUCGAACAACGUUAUCAGCAAGCGAAAGCUCUGCAAACAUUAGCUGCCUGGGAGUACGGAUCGAACCUAACGCAGAUUAACCUGGCAAAAAAGACGAAAGCCGCUGCCGAGUUCGCAGAGGUUGCUAAGACAAUAGCCGAAGAACUGCGCCUAUUGCCGACCGAUCAGCUAACGGAUGACGAUCUGAGGCGUCGAAUUCAGAAACUUUCCAAGCUCAAGUAUGCCGUACUGCCAGCGGAUCAAUUUAAGGAGCUGCUGGGUGCGAUUGCAAACAUGGAAUCGAACUACGCCAAGGCAAAGUUCUGCGCCUUUGGUGAUGCGGCCAAGUGUGAUCUUUCGCUCGAUCCGGAGCUGACAGAAAUCUUUGCCAAUCAUCGCGAACCGGAGGAACUCAAGUACUACUGGGUACAGUGGUAUAAUGCAACCGGUGCACCGGUUCGCGAAUCCUUCCAGAAGUACGUUGAGCUGAAUAGACAAGCGGCCCUUCGGAAUAAUUUCAGCUCCGGUGCGGAAGUUUGGUUGAACGAGUACGACGAUAGCACGUUCGAGCAGCAGGUCGAUGAUGUUAUCGAGCAAAUACGACCUCUGUACGAGCAGCUGCAUGCGUACGUGCGUUACAAGCUGCGUCAAAAGUAUGGUGAUAAGCUGGUGUCUCCGACGGGUCCCAUACCAAUGCAUCUGCUCGGUAACCUGUGGGCACAGACGUGGGACAAUAUUGCCGAUUUUACUACACCGUUCCCGGAGAAAAAGCUGCUGGACGUUACGGAUGAAAUGAUUCGCCAGGGCUACACACCGAUCAAGAUGUUCCAGAUGGGAGACGAUUUCUUUACCUCGCUCAACAUGACAAAACUUCCACAAUCAUUUUGGGAAAAGAGCAUCCUCGUCAAACCGGCCGAUGGACGCGAUCUGGUGUGUCAUGCGAGUGCAUGGGACUUUUACUCGAUCGAUGAUGUACGGAUCAAACAGUGUACGCGCGUAAAUAUGCGUGAAUUUUUCGUCGUUCAUCACGAGCUCGGCCACAUCCAGUACUAUCUGCAGUACCAGCAUCAACCCGUCGAGUAUCGGGGUGGAGCUAAUCCCGGCUUCCAUGAGGCCGUCGGAGAUGUUCUUUCGCUGUCCGUAUCGACACCAAAACAUCUGAAGAAGGUUGGCCUGCUGAAGGACUACGAAGAAGACGAACAAGUGAGGAUCAACCAGUUCUAUCGGGCCGGUGUAACGAAGCUGGUGUUCCUGCCGUUCGCUUACACACUGGACAAGUAUCGAUGGGGAGUGUUCCGUGGUGAAAUUAAGCCGAAGGAUUAUAACUGCAAGUUCUGGGAGAUGCGAUCGCGCUUUUCAGGAGUUGAACCACCGGUCGUACGUACGGAGCAGGACUUUGAUCCACCGGCGAAGUAUCAUGUGUCGGCCGAUGUGGAAUAUUUGCGAUACUUCGUUUCGUACGUCAUACAGUUCCAGUUCCAUCGGGCCGCGUGUGCACUGGCUGGAGAGUACGUGAAGGGUGAUCCGGAGAAGACGCUUAACAAUUGUGACAUUUAUCAGAGCACGGCUGCUGGUAAUAAGCUGAAGGAAAUGCUAGCGCUGGGAUCAUCGAAACCGUGGCCGGAUGCGAUGGAGGUGCUUACCGGCGAGCGUAAGAUGAGUGCGGAUGCUAUUUUGGAAUACUUUGAUCCACUGUACCGAUGGCUGUUGGAGGAAAAUGCUCGCGUAGGAGCGCACGUUGGCUGGACCGACUCGCAAAAAUGCGUCUCCACCAUUGCUCAACCAAUCGACUUUUUGGAGACUUAAAUGAGACCUCUUGAUCUUGACAGUAAUACUGUGGA
Messenger RNA from Anopheles maculipalpis, 1961 nucleotides. RefSeq names its product angiotensin-converting enzyme-like. Bases 1 to 1926 code for a protein of 641 amino acids. Gene Ontology annotation, biological process: proteolysis. The transcript is spliced from 7 exons. Gene Ontology annotation, cellular component: plasma membrane. Lineage: Eukaryota; Metazoa; Arthropoda; Insecta; Diptera; Culicidae. Gene Ontology annotation, molecular function: metallopeptidase activity; peptidyl-dipeptidase activity. The record is from RefSeq and is a predicted model, not a curated record.